Messenger RNA from Salmo salar (Atlantic salmon), 2849 nucleotides. It is a transcript of the gene gcna, whose product is annotated as germ cell nuclear acidic peptidase. The record is from RefSeq and is a predicted model, not a curated record. Gene Ontology annotation, cellular component: nucleus. Lineage: Eukaryota; Metazoa; Chordata; Actinopteri; Salmoniformes; Salmonidae.
UUACUACUAGUUUUCCGCUCGGCCGAUGAGAACUUCCGGUGCACAGUUUUGAAUCUUCGUUGUUCGCUUUCGGUUGCUAUCCGAGACGUGGGCCCAAGCAAAUGUACUGACCAUAAUCUUCAAAGAGAGAGAAAGGGACCAUGGAUGACGAUAAUCACAGAUUAUUUCAUAGAGUUGCAGAGAAGCUGGGCUGGUCAGAGAAGGGAGGAUUGGAAACAGCAGAACAACAGCUGAUUAAGAGCAUCAGUAAGACUCUGCGUCUGGCCGUAGGCUGUCAUGCCUCCAGGGGUGCUCAAGACCUUCCUCCCCCAGUCCAGCUACAUCUGCUAGACAGUGAGGAAGAGGAUGACAGAGGCUCAGGGAAAGAGAACCAGGUCUCCAAGGGCAACAAUUACAGGACCAAGGUGUUCAUGGAGUCCAGUGACGAUGAUUUCGACCAGUUUCUUGUGGAGCAGGCUACACCCAAAACUGCUUCUCGGAAACAUUGCAGUGCUGCUAAGAAAGUCAGUGAACCAGUCCUUGUAUUAAGCUCAGACAGUGAUGACCACUUUGAAAAGUUCCUGAGCCGUGUGAAAACUCCCAAGCCUAAACUCAAGGAAGCGGAGCGUGGCAGUGUAGACAGCCUCAAAAACUUCGUUGUCGACAGCUUUUCCUCCGAUGAUGACUUUGUCGCUGAGAAGAAGAAAAAACCUACCUCUAAAGGUGCCUUUAAGACCCCUAAGCCGUCAUCCUUCCAGACCCCAGUCAGAAGACCCCUGUCCCAGUGUGACACUCCAGUUUUCCUCAGCGACAGUGAAGAAGAUGGUAUUGUGAUGAAGAGCACGUGGAGGACAUGCCACCCUGUGCACCAGCCGCCGCUGUCACAGACGCACAAAGUCAAAGUCCUACAAAGUAACCAGAAGGACAAAAUCUUCUUUACCUCUCCCAGCCCUCCUCUGCCUUCCCUCUCUCCCAGCUCUCCUCCUCUCUGCUCCUCCUUCACCCCAUCCCCGACCCCCCUUCCACGGCGGAACUACUCAGCCCCGUCGAAGGUGGAGGACUCAGCCAGCUCAGAGGAAGAGUUCCUCAGCUUACUGGACAGAAUUAAGAAGAACCACAAGACCGGCAACACCCCAACACCUAAACCCAACACGGGGCCCAAUCAGAAGCCCCCCCCGUCAGCUCCACGGCCAAAAGCCUCGAAAGAGGUGGUCCCUCGGCCGUUAGUGAGAACGCCCUUGGAUCUGAAGACCCCGGUGCGGCCGCUCGUCACCAAACCCACUGGAUCCCAGACGGAAUACACACUCAAGACCAGCAGCCUUUCCUCCUCCAGCGUGUCAGCAGCAGGGUGUCAGACUCCAGGGUGUUUCCUCCAGUCUCUGUCAGGACCAGGCUCCAGCUACAGCCGCAACUUCAAACAGACCAAGGAGGAGCUCACCAGCAGACUUUACCACCUGUACAACACCAGCGUGUUCAACAGCAAGCUGCCCAGUAACAUGUCAGUGAGCUGGAAUAAGAAGAUGAGAAAGACUGCUGGCUACUGCAUCACAGGGCAGGAGAGAGGUGGGAACCGAUACGCCCGCAUCCAACUCUCUGAGAAAGUCUGUGACUCUGCAGACCGUCUGCGUGACACGUUAGUCCAUGAGAUGUGCCACGCUGCCACCUGGUUGAUCAACAGUGUGAGGGAUGGGCACGGCCCCUUCUGGAAGCUGUACGCCCACAAGGCCACGCUGGCACACCCCGAGCUGCCCAUGGUCACCCGCUGCCACAGCUACGACAUUAACUACAAGUACCAGUACCAGUGCAGCCGCUGCAAAAACACACUCGGUCGUCACUCUAAGUCUCUGGAUACCCAGAGGUUUGUGUGUGCCCUCUGUACGGGUCCGCUGGUCCUGCUCACCCCCGCCAAGCCCCGGGCGCCCACGCCCUUCGCCAACUUUGUCAAGGAGAACUAUGGCAGUGUUCGCCAAAACCUGGUGGGUCAGAGCCACGGUGAGGUAAUGAGGAAACUCAGUGUUGACUUCGCCACCAAGACCAAACUCAGCCAGAACUGAGAGGGAGAGAGAGCGUGUGAAAGGGAUGAGGUGGAAUCAUUCUAACCUGGAUUAGACCUACAUUACUUUCUUCUCCUGGACUAUAAAGCACUCUUGAUAACUCUUGAUAAAGCACUCUUGAUAACUCUUGAUAAAGCACUCUUGAUAACUCUUGAUAAAGCACUCUUGUUCAGUAGUAUCCAUAAAACCCUCCCUGAACAUGCCUUCUUCUAUUCAUUCCUUGAAGGUUUCCACUGCUCUGAUUUGAAGCAAUGGUGGGAUCCUUCUCUUUCAUCCAUCCUAAUGUCAGAUCAGUGGGAUCCUUCUCUUUCAACCAUCCUAAUUUGUUAAAGUAGUGGGAUCCUUCUCUUUCAUCCAUCCUAAUGUGUUAGAUUAGUGGGAUCCUUCUCUUUCAACCAUCCUCAUGUGUUAGAUUAGUGGGAUCUUCAAGUUGAUAGGUCUGUCUUAAAUACCUCUGUGUAUGUAUCAGGUUUUCAGAGGCAGCUAUGGUGAGUCUGUCAUUCCUUACCUCUAACUGGAGUCUCACCGUUACAGUGAAAUGAGCCAAGAGAGACACUGAACAGUGACUAAAGGCAACGUGAAUCAGUCAUAUUGUUGUUGAGCCUGCCUGUGACAUGGAUUCAUACCAUUUAAAUAUCAUUUUGUGACCAACUGUUUACAAUUACUUGAAAUAUUAAAUCAGAAAAUUGUUCCAUGAAAUUUAAUACGGUGCAUAAAAAGCAGAUGUGGCAACUUCACAUAAUUUGUUACAUUUUGAAAGUUUGUUUUAAUGUUUUUUUCAUGUUUUGUUUUUGAAUAAAGAUUUGAUGUUUUACA